GCUUAGGGACGUGUCAGGGUGUUUCCCUGGAAGUGGUGGGAUGGGGAAUUGCCUGGGGCACUCCCUCCAGAGGGAGGAAGGCUUGGAGCAAGGAAGCAUUGAACAUGCAGGUGUCUGUGCACGUGAUGGGGGCAGGUGGAGCUUCCUGCAUGCUGAGAUCCCUUGCUCUCCUCCUUUACAGCUGUCAGAGUGAAUCACCUCCAGUUUGGGUACUGUCCUGUCAGGAAGCCCUGCCGCAGGACCUUCACCAUCACCAACCACACCCGUACGAAGGUCAUGCGCUUUGAGUGGAAGACAGACGCCCCAUUCCAGUUCUUCCCCAAGGUGGGACACCUCCAUCCUGGCUGUGCCAAGGGCAUCACAGUGAUCUUGAAAUCGGAUGUCCCAGCCACCUUCAGGAGGCACCUUGUGAGCUGUAAGGUGACCAAGAUUAACUUUGAGCUGCCACAAAGGAAGGUUCCUGACUGGGAUGACAAAAUGUGCAUUGUCACAUGGAAGGAAAUGACCAAGAAAGACCUGGCAGCCAGCUGGCCUAAAAAAGAAAAGGUUAGAAGCAAAAUGGCCAAAAAAGCCAACCCAGCUUUUACACAAAGAACCACCAUAACACACCAUCACUGUUGGCUGAGCAGCUCCUGCUUUCUCUGGACAUUGGACAGCCGUGAGGUUCACCAGCAGUGCAUUCCAGGGGAGAGGUGGAAACACAGUGACUGGAUACACUCACACGAGAGGGGGAAGCCUUUUGGCAAGAGACCUUUAGCCACACACAAACUGCAUCAGUCUGUGCCACAAGCACAAGUGUUGCAGCCCGUGUUGAAUGGGGAACGUUUUCUUAGUUUAUCCCAUUUUAUGCGGAGAGAAAUCCACUUCUCCUGCAUAUGA
Lonchura striata (white-rumped munia) is the source of this 879-nucleotide messenger RNA. Lineage: Eukaryota; Metazoa; Chordata; Aves; Passeriformes; Estrildidae. The record is from RefSeq and is a predicted model, not a curated record.